AUGAGACAGUUAUAUUUAUGGUUGUUAGCUGUAUUAAUAUUUCUCUUGUCAUCGGCAAAGUGUUCCGAUUUGGGGAGGGAUGGUUUUAAUUUCUAUAAAGAUUAUCUCCGCGCUCGGUCAGAUGACAACAUAGAAGAAGAACCAUUACCCGAACGAAUGAGUUAUUUUUAUCGGACACCAGUUCAGAUAUACUCUGGUCUACUGCCAAAUGCUGAUCUAGCGUAUAGAAAAAGGACAGGAAAUGUGUUCAAAAAUCGCAUGCUAAAUAAAGAAGUAUGGAUUGGUGAGGCACCGAAUAAACGCUCAUCCAAGACUGCAUUAUCAUUAAUGUUACAUAGCAAACAACCAUAUCACACGGCAAACAAUAUUUCUGGAGAAGACUUGGAAUCAUAUGUAUAA
Molecule: messenger RNA, 399 nt
Organism: Parnassius mnemosyne (clouded apollo)
Lineage: Eukaryota; Metazoa; Arthropoda; Insecta; Lepidoptera; Papilionidae
Source: the annotation of a GenBank genome assembly